This is a messenger RNA of Rhinichthys klamathensis goyatoka, 1152 nucleotides long. Its product is annotated as uracil nucleotide/cysteinyl leukotriene receptor. Bases 80 to 1024 code for a protein of 314 amino acids. The record is from RefSeq and is a predicted model, not a curated record. The transcript has a single exon. NCBI's taxonomy places the organism in Eukaryota, Metazoa, Chordata, Actinopteri, Cypriniformes, Leuciscidae. Gene Ontology annotation, molecular function: G protein-coupled receptor activity. Gene Ontology annotation, cellular component: membrane. Gene Ontology annotation, biological process: positive regulation of Rho protein signal transduction; phospholipase C-activating G protein-coupled receptor signaling pathway.
GAAAAUAAUAUUGCUAAAACCUGACUGAUUCUGAACCUUCUGCAAACAGCAGAUCAGUCACAAAGUAUAGACCUGCAAUAUGUCGAAUCACUCAGUGGAGGGGAUUUACCUCAGCACUCAUGAGGAGAACAUCCUGUUCGCAACCUUCUACAUUGUCAUCUUCAUCAUCUCAGUCCCCAGCAAUGCCUUGGCACUUUGGGUGUUCUGCCACAACAACACCAACAACACCCCAUCCAAAGAGUUUCUGAAGCACCUGGCUAUAGCGGACAUGUCUUACGUCCUGGUGCUCCCCAUGCGAGUGAUCUACCACAUCUCAGACAGUCACUGGCCUCUUGGUGAAGGGUCCUGUCGCGUGGUAGGUUUCCUGUUCUUCGUCAACCUCUACUGCAGCAUGUACUUUAUGACCUGCAUCAGUGUAGACCGUCUGUUGGCUUGCGUCUUACCAUACAAAACUCAGAAUCUGAGAAAGACCAAGAAUGCCAAAGUGGUCUGUGCGGUCUUGUGGGUCAUGGUGACCAUUUCCAUGGUGCCUGUCCUGUUCUCCAAAAAAGAAGUGACUAGAAAAUGGCAGAAUGUUACAGUGUGCGAACAGCUGUACAUAGAGAAGUCCACUAAUCCCACCGGCGCGGUAGUGUCCACUGCUAUUGCAUUCAUGAUACCUCUGGUCACCCUGAGUGUCUCUUACAUUCUCAUAUUUUGCAAAGUCAAACAAAUGAGUUUUCAAGAAAGGACGCCUACUCAGCAUAAGGCAAUGAGAAUGAUCGUACUUACAGUGGUUAACUUCUUGAUUGCAUUUGUGCCCUAUCAUAUUCACCGAUUUUUCUUUAUCAUACAGCAAGAGGACAUGUCAAGGUCAGAAUCCGAAAGACAAAUGCUGCAUUUGGGAAAUCGAAUCACCUCAGCUUUAACAUGCAUAAGUGGCGUGUUGGAUCCUGUCAUGUACUUCUUUCUGGCUAGAAAUUACCAAGAAACCCUUCUGAAGCUCUGUGGUAGAAACCUCAACGAUGAGCAAUCCACCGCAUGAUCAGGCGAGAAAUCUUCUCCGCUGUUAACUACCAGGCACGAUGAAAAUUAGUAUCUGUUAAACAAAUGUUUAAAGUGAAAGUAGAAGUAGAAAAAGUAUGGCUGAUAAUGAUUGAGGUUCAUUCAGAA